AUGUCUAGAAGAGAAUUAUCAUAAGUAGCUUGUAAGUCACAAGGAAUGCUUGAACUAUAAAGUAAUUAUAAAAUCAAAUAAACUAUUGAUGAUUGGUUGAAACAAUAUUUUGAUGUUGAAGAUGAGUAUAAGAAACUAAUUAGAAGUUGUAUUUUAUUAAAUGCAAAAGAAAGUACAUAUUCAUUCACACAUAAUCCUAUUUAAGAAUUUUAAGUUGCUAAAUAAAUUUUUGAUCUAUUAAUUUCUUUGAAUAAUUUUAAUUUAAAUUCUUCUGAGGAAGAAAAUCAGGACUUGAACAAAAGUUAAGAAAAAUUUUAAAAUUCUAUCUUUAAUGAUCCAAAGUUUAAUAUAUCCACAGACAAUUUUAGGAAUGUAAUAACCUUUAUUAAAGAAAAACUGAUUAGUGAUGAAACUAUGAGUUAAAAAUUGAUUGAUAUUGUAAAGUUAUCAAAAUCAAAAAUAUGUUGUAGAUCGGCAUCGAACAGUAUUUAUUUAUUAAGACUUUAAAAAAAUAUCAUUAGAUAAUACUAAUAUUUCUGGAUUAAGCUUUUUUCGAUUGUGAUUUAAGUUAAUUAAAAUUUAAUAAUGUUGAAAUAAAUUCUUAAUUUUGCAGACUUAUUAAACGCACAAUGGAAUAUUAUAUGCAAGGAAAUGCCUUUUCUAAAAGGCCAUAAAAAAAGAGUUUUAGAAAUACGAUUUUCUCCUAAUAAUCAAUAUAUUGCAUCAGCAGGAGAGGAAAACGAAAUUAAAUUAUGGAAUGCCAAAACGUACAAAUAUAUUACCAAUCUAGAAGGUCAUACAGCUUAAAUUAACACAUUAUCAUUUUCAUCCAACUCUUAAUUUUUGUUUUCAGGAAGCAACGAC
Molecule: messenger RNA, 864 nt
Organism: Paramecium sonneborni
Lineage: Eukaryota; Ciliophora; Oligohymenophorea; Peniculida; Parameciidae
Source: the annotation of a GenBank genome assembly